AUGUCUACUGUACCAUCGGGCAUCCCGCUAGAUACCGCUGCCAUCAUGUCAUCAGUGCUGGAAGGUAUCUUAUAUGGCUUUUCGGUCCUCAUGUUCAUAGGUUUCGUAUGGACAUUCACGGACAAAAAAAGCGUGCGGGACGUCAAUCGGCCAAUCGCUGCGGUCGCCGCCCUGCUGCUUGUACUAAGCACUGCGCACAUAGUCAUAGGGAUCAUUCAUCUCGAAGCUGGACUGGUGCAGUAUCGUGACACGUACCCAGGAGGUCCAAUGGCGUUCUUCGCAGACUUUCACAGAGGAACAUUUGUGGCCAAGAAUGCGAUAUACACGUUGCAAACUCUGCUUGGUGACGGAGUGGUGAUUUAUCGAUGUUACGUCGUGUGGCAGUCUGUUUGGAUUAUCAUCCUACCGUGCAUCAUGUGGUGCGGUGUCGGAGCGUUUGGUGUCUGUUCGGUCUACUACUUUUCGCAAGCAACUACUAGUGAUAUCGAAAAUUUCUUCAACAGCGAGCCUGGACAUUGGGUCGCGACGUUCCUUGCCUUCACACUUGCCACCAAUGUGUUGAGCACCGGAUUACUGGCAUAUCGCAUCUGGAUGAUCGAACGCGAGGUCUCUGCAGUUUGCGCCACCAGAACUAAAGUGCCUAUAUUGCGUGUGCUUAUAGAUGCUGCUAUUUUGUACUCUGCGGCGCUCUGCUCGUCACUAAUGUGUUUCGCCUUCGGGAACAAUGGGCUGUAUGUUAUGGGGGACAUGAGUGUCCCGAUCGUCUCCAUUACCUUCUAUAUGGUGUUUAUUCGCAUCGCGACCAAUCGAAACAAUCAACAUUACAUCCCGGCUGUCAGCGGAGGGACAACUGACACAGAACGAAGCAAUUCGCGGCAAUAUCCUAUGCAGCCUUUACACGGUGCAUACAAGCAGACUGAUGUAUCCUUCAUGGUUGAUAGCCCGAAAAUGGCAUUAGUGUAG
Molecule: messenger RNA, 963 nt
Organism: Suillus clintonianus
Lineage: Eukaryota; Fungi; Basidiomycota; Agaricomycetes; Boletales; Suillaceae
Exons: 7
Coding region: 1-963 (320 amino acids)
Source: RefSeq, a predicted model, not a curated record